CAACAGGUUGUCCAGAGCGGCACGGGGAACGGGUACGGUGGGAUAUGGAAAUCCAUCACCCAGGGUACAAACAAGAUCGUCCACGUGCCGGAUGUAGCACUGAGCAAACUCAUCGAGGCGGCCGAGAAGCCAAGAAGGCGGCCGAGAAAG
Molecule: messenger RNA, 150 nt
Organism: Phytophthora sojae
Lineage: Eukaryota; Oomycota; Peronosporomycetes; Peronosporales; Peronosporaceae
Exons: 1
Source: RefSeq, a predicted model, not a curated record